AUGGUGUUACCAGUAGGUGCCCCCAAUAAUCUUCUAAGUCAACGUCCGACUACGCUUCGUCCGAAGGGACCGGCGACAACGUCGGGCGAGCGACAAGCACCGCAAGUUCUACCAGCUCCACUUGUUGUUCAACAUGUUGCACAAAAUCAGCACACAGAGGUGCAACUCGGUCUUGCACCAACCGGAGGAGGCGGAUUUUUUGCAUCGGGUCUACUGCGAACCCGGCAGGCAAGGCCUCGUGCACUGUCGAUGAUGCCAUUGACGAGAUCGGCGAGCCAGGAUGAAGUCGGAUACGAAAAGGCUCCGCUCAUCACCUCACGAUCGAAGCAAUCAAGCAGUCGGCAAAGUCGUCAUAAGUAUUACCCGUUGUCACAAGAGGAGACACUCGAGCUCCUCUACCUUCUUAAUCAAGAUUUUGGCGAAAUUUUUUAUUCUGAGAUUGAACGUGAUCGGUAUUUGUGUCUUGAACAUACUUUCAACAUCAAAAGUACGAAAUCAGCGUCGAGAGAAGUUUUGAAAAAUGAUAAGAUGUCAGUAUUCGUAGCCGGUGAAUUAGACAUGGAUCUUCGAAGUGGUCGAUUGUCCAGAAAACUAACCACACGACGUCCCUACUCAACACUACUAACAAUUACUGAAGGCGUGGCAUUACCGCCAAUAACGACAACGAUGACAGGUGAACGAUCACUCCAUACACAAGCCAUAUAUGCCGUAUCCAUACGUGACAUGCUUCCACUGAAAUUAUCCGACUCUCGUUGA
This is a messenger RNA of Necator americanus (New World hookworm), 756 nucleotides long. RefSeq lists its product as uncharacterized. The coding region runs from base 1 to 756 and encodes 251 amino acids. Lineage: Eukaryota; Metazoa; Nematoda; Chromadorea; Rhabditida; Ancylostomatidae. The transcript has 5 exons. The record is from RefSeq and is a predicted model, not a curated record.